UGAAGGGAGAGCAGCUAGAAUAGGCUAGAACCGAAAGAGAAGAAAAUGAGUAAUACAUUUGGGUUGGCCAUCACGGCGGAAACCGUGAGAGCAAUGGGGCGGUACGACCACAAGGAUACAAUCGACCAGGUAGACUGCGCGCGAGAAGCCAUGAGGCUGAUCCACGCGGAGGACAAGAACCUGGACGCCCUCGCCUACGCGUGGGAUCUCAAGGGCAUGUACGGCAACGGCAAGACCAGCAUCGUCCUGGUAUACAACGCCACCGGCGACAGGGUGACGCUGGGGGAUGGUCGAGAUUGGUCUGGCCGCAUCUACGGCCGCCAGCCCCCUCGCGACUUCCAGAACGGCCAGUGGAUCGCCUUCCUCCAUGUAAGGUCUCCCUCCAACCCAAAUGAACUCCAAGCCGCCAGGGUCUUCCGUGGCCGGAACGUCGACGGCCGACCUCGCGAGUUCCUGGUGUCCUGGGCCAUCCCGCUGCAGGGCAGUCAAAAUAACUCCGCCUAUACCGAAAUCCGCGACGCAAACGGGUUCGCCGGGUGGACUAACGUCAGAAACAAUCUGCUAAGGGCAAAAUUAAUCACUCGUUCAAACGACAACCACAAGUGCGCUUCAACGAUCAGCAUGGGUGGCUACUGGACUGCGGAAUGCAUCGCGGUUCUGCAGCACCAGUUUGAGCCCUUGCCGGAUCCAUACGCCAGAACCUAAAUACGUCUACUUAUAAUGUUGUAUUUUGAUGGCUAAAUAAGUUGCGCGGAUCCUAGUCGAUCGCCCCACCUCCUACGUACUGGUUUGUCGUCGCUCCUACUAUCUAUGUGUCCAUCUAUAAAUAAAUGGUGGCUCCUAGCUACUCCUAUAUGUAUAAGAUCGUGUAUGUAUCCGAAAUUCAAUUCA
This is a messenger RNA of Lolium perenne, 891 nucleotides long. RefSeq names its product 23 kDa jasmonate-induced protein. NCBI's taxonomy places the organism in Eukaryota, Viridiplantae, Streptophyta, Magnoliopsida, Poales, Poaceae. The record is from RefSeq and is a predicted model, not a curated record.